UACAGAGGAAAUGGGCAAGCCUGGUAUAUCGGAAGAAAAGAUAGCGGAAUUGAUUUCCGGUGAAUCCGAAAUGCUGAGAGAGGCGCAUGUGAUGGGUCUGUCCAGAGUCCUUGCGUCCCAUAUGCAUCGCCCUGAUGAUUCUAGCGUGGACUUCCAAAGAAUAAAGCCUCUUGUCGAGUCGCUAAAGGACUCCGAAGUGUUAAAGGCGAUUAAUGAAGAAAUAUUGAAGAAGGCCAAAGAAGAGAAGAAGAAAGAAGAACGGAAAUAUACUACGUUUUUGCAGAAACCGAAAAGACCGGUGCCGAAAAUGAAAUUUGGGUAUUAUGGAUAUGUUGAACCGGAGGAAGAAGAAAUUAAGGAACCGUACAAGGUGAAAAUUGUAAAACAACCUAAACCCAAAGUCGCUCCAGAUUAUAAACCAGAGGACUUCAACACUGGUCUCCUCCCGUGGGAGGAACGAGCCCUCCGCGAGCCUACACCCCCUCCAGUGGAGGCUGAGGAGCCUAUCCUGAUACCUGAAGAAUUUCCUGAGAUUUUGGAGGCUGUAGAUCCUCUGCCUGAGAGUGAGGUUCCUGAUCUCGAAGAUACCGGUAUACCUCUCCCAGUACCAACACCCAAAGAUCCAACACCGCCACCAGAAGAAGAUUCCCAAGAAGAAGAACUCGAUCUUGAAGCAAUAGUUGAGGAAACAGAGAAGAUUGUAGAAGAGAAGCUGGUAGAAGAAAUGGAUCAGACGAAUCUUGCUGAACAGUUGUUGAUGAGUGUGCAGAAUAUGGUUGAUCCUUCGGCUCCCCUGGACCAGCAACUGGCCCAAAUGCGCGCGCAGCUAGCGGCCCUGGCGCAGUUGCCUUGCGUCAUCCAGCAGUCGCUUGAGUUGGUCACUAAGCAGCUGGGACAACUUAGUCAGUUGGAAAUUCAGCAACAAGAGAAGGCUCAAACUGUAACCGAGGACAUCGCAGAAGUGUCACAAGAACAACAAGUUACCGAAGUUAUGGAAAAUAACGUAGAAAUCAAAGAAGAACAUCAACAAGCAGAAGAAGUUCAAGAAAUGGUUGUGGAGGCGAAGAAGCCGGAACUGACGCCUGAGGAGUUGGAGAGGAUGAAGAGGGAAGAAGAGGAGAUGAUAGAGGAACAGAAAAGAAUUGAGAAAGUGAAGAAGGAGCAAAUGCAGAAAAUGGAGCAAGAACGCCUUGAAUACGAGUCCCGACAGGUUAAGCAACGUCCGACCCCACGCGUGGGAAAGCCGAAACCCGUCUUUGGUCCAAUGUCAGCUGAACCAAGGCCGCUGGUACUUCCUGGUGGGAGAAAAUGGAGAGGACCCAAGGAUGCGUACAACGAGCAGUUUUAUACUGAAACUUUGGCCGCCCAAGCUGAAAUUAUACAGGGAAAAACGAAAGGGUGUCAAUUUGAAAGCGUUCUCCUGCCCUAUGACGACAGGAUCAACUUCAUGAAGUGGGAAAAACCACCAGUGUCUCUGGACCACCUGCAGAACUCUGAGGUCUUCAAGCUGGUCCACAAUAUGGACCAAAGCCCGUUGAGGAGAGUCGACAUGUUGACACCUGUUGUCGCUGAGGCCGAUUAUAGAGAGAAAUGUCGUUCCAUCACUCCAUGCACAGAGCGUAUGGCAAGGGAAGAGCACCUCGACAUCCCACAGCAAGUCCAGCCCUGAGUUAUUGCCCUUUUGAAAGUAGUGUUGCGUUUAUUUAUCGAUAGUUUUUCCGUGCUAUCUAUAUAGUACGUAAUACGAGGAUAACUUAAACGACUUCGUUCAAUAAGCCGUUGAUAUCCCUUAGAUUUUUAAAUUACAAAAUUAUAUACACAUCAUAGGUAAAUAUCUAAAGUUAAAGCUUUCCUAAAAAGGCAUCGAAUCUUUCACCGAAACUAUAGAAGUAUUUAAAGCUUCCUGCUGAGUUUCGGUAUCGACAAAAACAAUAUUGGAAUUAAUUGACAAGAUAAGCAAUCGAUAAAUCAAUAGUUGAUGUAUAAAUAAUCUCGCAACACUAAUUUAAAAUUGUAUUCAUAAUUAUUCAUACUUUUGUAA
Molecule: messenger RNA, 2041 nt
Organism: Hyposmocoma kahamanoa
Lineage: Eukaryota; Metazoa; Arthropoda; Insecta; Lepidoptera; Cosmopterigidae
Product: titin-like
Exons: 12
Coding region: 11-1669 (552 amino acids)
Source: RefSeq, a predicted model, not a curated record